AUGAAUAAUUUAAGAGAAGCUAAGAAGAGGAAUACUCUUCAGAGUAAUCAGCUUUUUAGUAGAAACUUGAUCCCUGAUCAGGAUCCUCACAGUUCAAGUAGCUUGGCUGAGCAGUUACGGAUUCAGGGAAGAAAGCUAGGAAGUUCUAACUCACAGAGAGUCUUACAUGUGGUAGGCUCCGAAUCUAAAAAGCUCAGCGGCAACAAGUCUGAAGACAUCGAAGGUAAUUUUGUUAUAGAUCAAGUGGAAAUCGUUGAAGAAAAUAUUAGUACAAUCAAGAGAUGUGAACAAAGCCUCAUCUUCAAAAUUCUCAAGAGCUUCACCGAAACUCUUGUGAUGCUCUUGCUUGGCGCUUACUUCUUGUUGAUGUACUACCUUGACAAAGAUGAUAAGUUUAGAUACGCAGUUGUCCCUCAGAUGGCUCUUCAGUUCGCUCUACUCCUGAUGGUGGCUGUUCCCCAAAUUGGGAUAAAUGGCUUGAAGAUGUUCUUUAGGAAUCGAUACCUGGUCGUAGAAUGCUCGGUGAUUGUGCUUACGCUAAUCUUUGAUAUCUAUGAAGUCUCACAAAGCUUUUCAGAGCGCAUCCACAUCCUUGUAGGCUUUGGAAGGGUCUUGAGAUUGGUGUUGUUCUCAGUGCUUAUAACUGAGGUGGAGCAAACAUUGGUCGAUAACUGAGGAAGAAACAGAAAAUCAGAAAUUUCAGCCGUUGAGAUUCAUGGAAAUGUAGAUACUCUCUUAAAAGACCUCUACCAGAGAUGCAGCUCCAGAGAGAAGCUCGUCAAGGCUGGACUCAAAAGAAGCCUUUUCCUGUACAAGAAAGAUAAGAGCAAACUCAUGUCAAAAAAUCGGCUUAAUGAUAGUUCUCUCCAAGGUGAUGAGGAAGAGAUUGAUCCAAUGAAGAUACAAGAGCUUAAAAUGAAAGAAAUAAGCAAGGCACUGAUAGUUCUUGAAUCCAAAGAAGAGAAGUACUUCCAAGAAGGAUUCAAUUUCGCUACAAUGGAGUCUCAGUACACUCUCAAAAUGGUUCUUGAGUCUGCCAAAGACUUAGAGUUCGACGUCUUCGAGCUCCAAACCAAAUCUGUUGAGAACGAAAUGUACAUCUUUGGCAUGCAUAUCAUGGCUAAAGAUAAGUACAUGGACGAGUUCAAGAUCAGCACGAAGAGGAUGCAGAACUAUUUGUAUGCGUUGCAGAGCAGCUACAACCAGAUUGCUUACCACAACAAGACACACGCCACAGAUCUUUCCCAAACUUGCUAUUAUUAUAUGUACACUUGCCACAUGAUUGAUAUUUGCAAGUUAUCUAGAGUCGAACAGAUGGCUAUGCUUUUGGCUGGAUUCAUGCAUGAUACAGAUCACCCUGGUUUUAAUAACGUUUACAUGGUGAACACCUCUGCUCCCCUUGCCAUCAGAUACAAUGACAAGGCAGUUCUUGAGAGUUAUCAUGCUGCAAUGGGAUUUAAGAUUAUGAAAGGAAAUAGACAGUGCAAUAUUUUCGAUAAUUUGAGCAAAGAUCAAUAUCGCGAUUUCAGGAAGCUAAUCGUCGAAUUAGUUCUCUCAACAGAUAUGACCAGACAUUUCCCAGAUAUGAGCCAGAUGGGUGUAAGGACCUCUGAAAGCGACUUUGACCCUUCGGACAAAGAUAAGAAGCUGUCUAUGGAGUUUUUGUUUCAUAUGGCUGAUAUUAGUAAUCCCACUAAGCCUUGGUCUAUUUGUAAAAAGUGGACAGAUUUACUCUUUAUUGAAUUCUUUAAUCAAGGAGAUAAAGAAAGAGAACUUGGAAUGGAGAUAUCCUUUCUAAUGGAUAGGACUACUACAAAUGUAGCCAAAGCUCAAGAUGGUUUCAUUAAGAACUUGAUAAGACCUGCUUUUUGAAUUCUUGAGAAGGUCUUACCUGAGUUAUCUCUGAAUUUAAAAUAUAUGGAUGAAAAUGUAGAAAAAUGGGCAACAAAAGUUAGCCAAUACUCUGUUAAUCAUCAUUCCCACAUGCAGACUAAGAGUAUAAAAGCUCAAAGAGAGGAAGAAGAUAAAGACGACAGAUCAGAUUUUAGUGAGGACUCUUUCAUUCCAGAAGAGUUCUCUCCAGCUCUUAAUUCAAAAAUAUCCUCUGAGCAAAAGAAUGGGUUGCAUCAUAAACCAGGAAAACUUCCACCAAUCCAAUCUGUGCAAUCAAGUGAUCUCUUAAGUAUAAAUCCGUAGU
This is a messenger RNA of Moneuplotes crassus, 2197 nucleotides long. Lineage: Eukaryota; Ciliophora; Spirotrichea; Euplotida; Euplotidae. The record is from the annotation of a GenBank genome assembly.